Messenger RNA from Jaculus jaculus (lesser Egyptian jerboa), 2226 nucleotides. It is a transcript of the gene Mylk2, whose product is annotated as myosin light chain kinase 2. Gene Ontology annotation, molecular function: protein serine/threonine kinase activity; ATP binding. Lineage: Eukaryota; Metazoa; Chordata; Mammalia; Rodentia; Dipodidae. The coding region runs from base 142 to 1932 and encodes 596 amino acids. The record is from RefSeq and is a predicted model, not a curated record. The transcript has 12 exons. Gene Ontology annotation, biological process: protein phosphorylation; positive regulation of apoptotic process; intracellular signal transduction. Gene Ontology annotation, cellular component: cytoplasm; nucleus.
CUCUCCGUCCACUGGCCUUGACUUCCUGUAGCCACAGCCAUACGAGAGGAGACAUCUGGACGGCCCACCGCACCUCAAGCCUUCUUUCCGCAGCUAGAAAGACUUGAAUUGAACAAACAGAAGCACACGCCUACCUUCCUCAUGGCGACAGAAAACGGAGCAGUUGAGCCUGGAAUCCAGAGCCUGUCAACAGAACAAGCACCUAAGGGUGCUACAGAUGAAGGACCUCCGGCUGCAGCCGAGGAAGCCUCUGGCCCCUCAGACCUACAGAAAGAUCCUGACCCGUCCUCCCCGAAGAAAGACGCUGAAACCUCUGCCCCAGACAAAGAGGGUGCCCCGGCCCCACCCUCAGCCUGCAGCCAGGACCCCUCAGGAGAGGGAAAUGGGGACGGGGUGCCAGCUGAGGGCAGUGCCGGGCCUUCCGCAGCCCUGCCGCAGCCGACUGCCACGGCAGAAGUCAGUGUCCAGAAGCCCGAUGCCAGCCAGGCACCAUCAGACAGCCGUGGUCCUGGAGAGCCCAAAGUGGGCAAGACGGCAGCCAACGUCCCCGAAGCGGGCAGGAGAGCCUCACCUGCUUUUCUGCACAGCCCCAGCUGCCCUGCCAGCAUCUCAUGCUCGGAGAAGAUCCCAGUCGUGAAGCCCCCAAGUGAGGCAAUGGAUCUCAUCUUUGAAGGGGUGCCCACGGCCCCCACCCCCCCAGAUCCUGGGCCAGCCAAAGCAGAAGAAGAGAGGAACACCCUGGCAGAGAGCCAGAAGGAAGUGGCAGAGAAAGUCCCAGGCCAGGCUGGCCAGGCUGAGGUGCAAGGGGACACCUCGACGAGGAUCGAGUUCCAGGCUGUUCCCUCAGAGAGCGCAGAGGUGGGGCAGGCCCAAUGUCUCACAGCCAGGGAGGAAGACUGCUUCCAGAUUCUGGAUGAUUGCCCCCCGCCCCCGGCUCCCUUCGCCCAUCGCAUCGUGGAGCUAAGGACUGGAAAUGUCAACAGUGAAUUCAGCAUGAACGCAAAGGACACCCUGGGAGGUGGCAAGUUUGGAGCCGUGUGCACCUGCACAGAGAAAGCCACAGGUCUCAAGCUGGCAGCCAAGGUCAUCAAGAAACAGACUCCCAAGGACAAGGAAAUGGUGAUGCUGGAGAUCGAGGUCAUGAACCAGCUGAACCACCGCAACCUGAUCCAGCUGUACUCGGCCAUCGAGACGUCACACGAGAUCAUUCUCUUCAUGGAGUACAUUGAGGGUGGUGAGCUCUUUGAGAGGAUUGUGGAUGAGGACUACCAACUGACCGAGGUGGACACCAUGGUGUUCGUCAGGCAGAUCUGCGACGGGAUCCUCUUCAUGCACAAGAUGAGAGUCCUGCACUUGGACCUUAAGCCAGAGAACAUCCUUUGUGUCAAUACCACCGGCCACUUGGUGAAGAUCAUUGACUUCGGCCUGGCACGGAGGUAUAACCCCGAAGAGAAGCUGAAGGUGAAUUUUGGGACACCGGAGUUCCUGUCGCCCGAAGUGGUGAAUUAUGACCAGAUCUCUGACAAGACAGACAUGUGGAGCCUGGGGGUCAUCACCUACAUGCUGCUGAGUGGCCUCUCCCCUUUCCUGGGAGAUGAUGACACCGAGACCCUAAACAAUAUCUUGUCUGCCAAUUGGUACUUCGAUGAGGAGACCUUUGAGGCCGUGUCAGACGAGGCCAAAGACUUUGUCUCCAACCUCAUCACGAAGGACCAGGGUGCGCGCAUGAGCGCUGAGCAGUGCCUGGCACACCCCUGGCUCAACAACCUGGCAGAGAAGGCCAAACGCUGCAACCGCCGCCUCAAGUCCCAGAUCCUGCUUAAGAAAUACCUCAUGAAGAGACGCUGGAAGAAAAACUUCAUUGCUGUCAGUGCAGCCAAUCGCUUCAAGAAGAUCAGCAGCUCAGGGGCACUGAUGGCUUUGGGAGUCUGAGCCCCAAGAGCAGCUGAGCCUGGACGCAGCUACAGAGUGGUUGGGGCUUAAACCACACAGUCCAGAAGGCCAGAGAAAGCCCGCCAGAUCUCUGGGGUAGGCUCACCAGGACAAGGCUGCACCAGGCUGGGGAGGCUCGGGGCCCCCCACGUUGGAGAUGCUUCCCUCCUGUGAACUAGGAGUGUGGCCUGGCAUCCAUCUUGCUGCUUGCCUGCCUAGGCGGGCCUACUGUCGGUCAGCCACGCCUAGACUCUGAGGGCAUCCAGGCUGCUCCCUGUUCCCUCCCUAGUCCGC